Saccostrea echinata is the source of this 1326-nucleotide messenger RNA. Its product is annotated as annexin A4-like. Bases 57 to 1022 code for a protein of 321 amino acids. Gene Ontology annotation, cellular component: cytoplasm. The record is from RefSeq and is a predicted model, not a curated record. The transcript has 9 exons. Gene Ontology annotation, molecular function: calcium ion binding; calcium-dependent phospholipid binding. NCBI's taxonomy places the organism in Eukaryota, Metazoa, Mollusca, Bivalvia, Ostreida, Ostreidae.
CUUAUGAACAUAAUAAAUACAAAAUCGAUAAAGGUAUUCUUAAUAAAACUAGGAUCAUGGCGCUUGUUUAUUAUGAGGGAACAGUCAAACCAGCGGGUGGAAAUCAUGACCCCGAGGAGGCCUCCAAUCGUCUGCAUAAAGCCAUACGGGGGCUCGGAACUGACGAAAAAGUUAUAAUUGAUGUCUUAGCUGGACACAUCAACUAUGAACGACAAGAAAUCAAAAAGAUGUACAAAACAAUGUUUGGUCAGGACUUGGUGGAGGACUUAAAGAGUGACCUCAGUGGUAACUUUGAAAAGCUGUGUCUGUACCUGUUGAUGCCCAGUAGAAUGUUUGAUGCCUGGUGUCUGUAUCAGGCUAUAGAGGGCCUAGGGACAGAUGAAGAAAGGCUAAUAGAAAUUCUGUGUACUAAAACAAAUGGUGAAAUCCAAGACAUUAAAGAGGAAUAUCUGACUUUUUUCAAAAGAUCAUUAGAAGAUGAUGUAAGGAAAGAUACUAGUGGCCAUUUUCAGCACAUCCUGAUCAGCCUGCUACAAGGGAACAGGAGUGAAGACCAAGAGAUGGAUGACAAAAAGGUCCAAAAAGAUGCCAGGGAUUUAUAUGAGGCAGGUGAGAACAGAGUAGGAACCCAUACGUCUGUCUUCAACAGCAUCCUGGCUUCACGCAGUCCUCCACACCUACAGGCUGUGUUUGACCAGUACAGAAGAAUCAGCCAACAAGACAUUGAAGGUGCUAUCCGAUCCGAGACCAGUGGAAACCUGUGCAAGGCUUUCCUGGCUAUUGUGAAGUGUAUUAAAGACCCCACAGAUUACUAUGCAGAAUGUAUCCACAAGUGUAUUAAGGGACUAGGAACAAAUGAUGAAAGACUCAUGGAAUUAAUUGUCUCCCAUUGUGAGAUUGAUUUGAAAGAUAUUGGGGAUGCAUACUUAAAGAAGUAUGGAGAAAGUCUGCCUCUGGCCAUAAAGGGGGACACAAGUGGAGACUAUGGGAAACUGCUUGUGAGACUUGCCACACCCCAGUGAUUAAUCCAGAGACAUUAACAUUGCUUCAGUCAUAAGAAUAGCAGCAUAUGUGUAUGCUAUACCUUGUAAAGGGCACAGGGAAUUCAUCAAUAAGUGAGAAUGUGAUCUUGGAAUAAGAUAAAGUGAAUUCUAAGACCAUUGAACACUUUUUCAAGAAUGUGAAAGAAACAGUAAUUAAAAAUCUAUCAUAUACAUACAAGUAAUAUACACUGUAAGAAUGAAUGACAGAAUUGCAGAUAUCAAGCUUGGUAAAAUUUAGUUCUGUCCUUUCUCAAAAACAGGAAAUAAAUUGUAAAUUUACAUA